Messenger RNA from Trichomonas vaginalis G3, 297 nucleotides. RefSeq lists its product as uncharacterized. The transcript has a single exon. The coding region runs from base 1 to 297 and encodes 98 amino acids. NCBI's taxonomy places the organism in Eukaryota, Parabasalia, Trichomonadida, Trichomonadidae. The record is from RefSeq and is a predicted model, not a curated record.
AUGGAAAGCGAAGAUUCCACAGCUGAGCAUCCAUUUUUCCAUGCUGAAGCUAUUGCAGAUUCAUUACAAGCAGAAUUAGAUAUUAUUGCAGCUACAACAAAUGCAGAAGAAGAACUUUAUGCUAGAAACACAGAAGUCAGAUGUGCUGCAACAAGUGCUGCUUUUAAGCAAAUGCAAGUAUACAGACGCAGAAGAAAAGAAAUAUUAAAACGACUAAUAAAAGAAAAGAAAGAAUACAUCGAGAUGUUAAAAGAUAAAAUAAAUGAAGUUGACAAGCAACUUAAACGUCAGCAUUAG